CGGCAGUCAGAACAGCGACGCCGUUCGCAUCCGCCGCGUGUCCGGCGACGCUCGCGACGCAGUCGAAAAUCGAUGUACGAUCUGUGACCGGCAUCCAAUACUAGUCAUACAUCGAUAAGAUAGAUCAAUCCGUUUGAUUUUGCGAUACGGAGCAUAAGGGUGUGACGCUUAGUUGAUUCCAAAGUGUGAUCUUUAGUAGACGUGUCGAUUAGGCCGAUCGUAGUGCAGUGAUGUGAGGAUGCUAGUGCGUGGCCAUGUCGAGCGUGGCGAAGAAAGACAAGCCGACGAUGUCAGUGACUGCAUUGAUCAAUUGGGCGCGACCGGCGCCGCCGGGCCCGCAGCAGCCGCCUCCAGCAGCGCCUGCGCCGGCUCCCAACAUGCUACAGGCUUUUGGGACGACUUCUAAUAUGCCCACCGUUGACUGCUCUAUUGACAUGCAAUGGCUGAACAUAGAGGCGGGGUUUAUGUCUCCGAUGUCUCCGCCGGAGAUGAAGCCAGACACGGCGAUGCUGGACGGGAUGCGGGACGAUGCCACCUCCCCGCCCGCAAUGAGAAAUUAUCCCCCGAACCAUCCUCUUAGCGGUUCCAAGCACCUUUGUUCGAUUUGCGGUGACAGAGCAUCGGGAAAACAUUAUGGAGUGUACAGUUGCGAAGGAUGCAAAGGUUUCUUCAAACGUACCGUGCGGAAGGAUCUCACAUAUGCCUGUCGCGAGGAGAGGAAUUGUAUCAUCGACAAGCGUCAGAGGAAUCGUUGCCAGUACUGUCGUUAUCAGAAAUGCCUCGCGUGUGGUAUGAAGAGAGAGGCCGUGCAAGAGGAGAGGCAGCGAGCGGCCAGAGGAGCUGAGGAUGCACAUCCUAGUAGCUCAGUACAAGUAAUUCAAGAGCUAUCGAUCGAACGACUGUUGGAGAUGGAGUCCCUGGUGGCUGACCCGUCUGAGGAAUUCCAGUUCCUUCGUGUUGGACCCGACAGCAACGUUCCGCCGCGCUACCGUGCGCCGGUAUCCAGUCUUUGUCAAAUAGGUAACAAACAGAUCGCUGCGCUUGUUGUGUGGGCGCGCGACAUCCCGCAUUUCAGCCACUUGGAGCUGGACGACCAGGUGCUGCUCAUCAAGGGCUCCUGGAACGAGUUGCUGUUGUUCGCUAUAGCCUGGCGCUCAAUGGAGUACUUGGAGGACGAUCGGGAGAACGUAGACGGCACCCGGAGCGCCGUGCCGCCACAGCUCAUGUGCCUUAUGCCGGGCAUGACGCUGCACCGCAACUCCGCGCUGCAGGCGGGCGUGGGGCAGAUCUUCGACCGCGUGCUGUCCGAGCUGUCGAUGAAGAUGCGCGCGCUGCGCAUGGACCAGGCCGAGUACGUCGCGCUCAAGGCCAUCGUGCUGCUCAACCCCGAUAUAAAGGGACUAAAGAAUCGACAAGACGUCGAAGUCCUCAGAGAAAAGAUGUUCUCCUGCUUGGACGAGUACUGCAGACGAGCGCACAGCUCGGAGGAGGGCCGCUUCGCGUCGCUGCUGCUGCGUCUGCCCGCCCUGCGAUCCAUCUCCCUCAAGAGUUUCGAGCACCUGUUCUAUUUCCACCUCAUCGCAGAGAAUACCAUCGGCAACUUCAUACGAGAAGCGCUCCGCAACCACGCGCCGCCCAUUGACACCAACUCUAUCAUAACUACAAUCGGUAUGCCGAUGUUAUCAACAUUUCCUUCUUUCGCUCGUUGAACGAAUGAAACGGUAAAACAUAUUGCUAUCUCAUUCUCUGUAACUCCGUUCUUGGAUGGUGAUGUAUGUCAUUAUUAUUAUAUAAUUUUAUGUUUUCGACAAUAGUGAAUAACGAUAAGGAUUCUGCAAUUAAAAUUAAACCGUUAGUUUGUUUGUCACGUGGGAAUCGUUAAAGGUCAUUCGUCACCCGAGCUCUGCGACGGUAACACUAGUUAAAUUCGUUAGUUUCUCGGUCGAAGAAUAUAAUUACUAUCAAAGUCGAGAGCUUGUAAAUUGUUAUGGGCUUAAAUAUGACAAAAUCGUUAUGUUUCAUGUGUACGCUUUACUCUUUUGAACAAAUGAAAUAGUCAGAUUUGCUAGCUUUUUUUAUGUUUAUAGCUUCUAGUGUAGUGUUACGUUAUAAAUUAAAAGCGUCCACGUGCGAACAUUGAAUUUGUUGUCGUCAAAGAUGUUAUUUAAUGUAAAUGGGGCCGCCUCUUCUAUUGUAAAAUAAUUUUAACAAUUAAAUAUUGCAAUUAAUCGUCAUUUAUAGGAAACUGUAAUCGUCUGUUAGAUGUUUGUAGUAACCUUAUAAUUUAAGUUUAGGUAAUUUUAAUGUUUUACCAAAUCUUUUUAUUUACUAAAGUUGUUAGUAUAGUUAUCAUGCCCUAAGACCUAAGUUAUUAGUUUUCAAUGUCAAAACAUUGAGAUAUGUUGUCAUUAUGGCAUAAUUAAAUAAAUACUAACUUCCGGUUUAUAAUUAUGUUGGUGCUGUAUUAUGCAUUUUAAAAUGCACACCGGACAAGUGUAGAGUUAUCACUAAAUUUUAAAAUGUUACUGAUAAUAAUUAAAUGUAAAUAUAUCCUUGCAUGUACAAUUUAUUAAUAAUAAAGGUAAUACAUAAUAACAAUUAAAUUAUAAAAUAAAACUGUAUUUUAUCCUAUACUCGUGGUAUUGUGAUGGAUGUCUAUGUUUAAACAGACAUUAGAGAUGGUGUCAAUGGCCUAUUUUAUUAAUAUUGAAGAGUUAAUUAUUUUUAGGCCAGUAUUUUUACCUCAAUAAACAAGAAGCAUUUCAAAUGGCAGAUAAAAUAAUCCAGUAUUAUUUGAAAAGAAAGGAUCUGCUACAAAAAUAAAAUGAUUUGCAAAUAUUGUAACAAUUCAAAUCAAAAUUUUAUCACAACAAUACAUUAUUGUUAAUUCUAUAAAUAUUUUAUUAGAUGGUGCAGAAUGUAGCGGAGAGCUCAAGUAGGAAGCUGACUUGCUCGUUAAAAUAGGUUAAAACAAUAUUGAAUAUAAGAAAAGUCUUUAAAAUGAAGCCUUCUCUACAUUCUCAAUAUUUUUGUUGACGGAUAUUGCUGUUGAUCAUUCGUGAAUGUAAUAUUAAAGAUCAAAUGUUUCCAUGGGAAGGAUCGAAUUUUAUAUUGGAGAUGUUGCAGCGGUUGUGAGAUGAUUUAUAAUAAUGUUCACUAAAUAUCUGACUAUAUUUAAGUUAUAUUUUUUGUAUAGACAUAGCUUUAAGAUUAAUGGUGAUUAAAAUAAAAUCAUCAAAUC
Messenger RNA from Nymphalis io (European peacock), 3241 nucleotides. It is a transcript of the gene USP, whose product is annotated as protein ultraspiracle homolog. Lineage: Eukaryota; Metazoa; Arthropoda; Insecta; Lepidoptera; Nymphalidae. Gene Ontology annotation, molecular function: nuclear receptor activity; nuclear steroid receptor activity; RNA polymerase II cis-regulatory region sequence-specific DNA binding. The transcript has 11 exons. Gene Ontology annotation, biological process: anatomical structure development; positive regulation of transcription by RNA polymerase II; cellular response to ecdysone. Bases 255 to 1709 code for a protein of 484 amino acids. Gene Ontology annotation, cellular component: activator ecdysone receptor complex; nucleus. The record is from RefSeq and is a predicted model, not a curated record.